This is a messenger RNA of Aspergillus ruber CBS 135680, 636 nucleotides long. RefSeq lists its product as uncharacterized. The coding region runs from base 1 to 636 and encodes 211 amino acids. The transcript has 2 exons. Lineage: Eukaryota; Fungi; Ascomycota; Eurotiomycetes; Eurotiales; Aspergillaceae. The record is from RefSeq and is a predicted model, not a curated record.
AUGGCUGUUCAAAGUGUAUCGCAGGGCGGCAAGAGCAUUGCGCACAAGGCAGAUAUUUUCGCGAAGCCAAUGCAUUUGGAGAACCCGAUGUCAUCUACACUGAUUGUUGAGAUUAUUCAGGAUGAAGUGCAGAAGAAUAAUAUGGCCUGGAUGAUGGAGAAACAGGCCAAGUCUAUGCCGACGGCUUUGCGGGAUAACUAUAACCCAGCUACCGAUUCUUCUUAUGGAAAUAAUCAUGUCAAAGAUCUUCUUGAUACCAAGGACGGCACUCUCUCCUUGAUUAUGGACGUUUUUCUUACUGUCCCUCCACCGACCCUAUCCGCAGACAAGCUGCCCGUCUUCGAGAUUGAAGAUAGUGAUCUGGUCAAGCUGGAUUCAGACAAGCCAUUUCCUGAGAUGCCACCAUCAGCUGAGGAGUGGGAGCCAGCUAACCCUUUGCCUGAUUCACAACAAUGGGAAGAUGUGCACAAAGCAUGGAAGCAGCCCUCGUUGGAAACCGGAGAUCAAGGGCAAUUGGGUUCCGUGUCGCGCUGGCACAAGGCAUUUAACUGGGACAAGGCGAAGUGUCCAGGCUGGCCGGUUUGCCAAAGCAAAUGGACGCAAAGUUUAACGACCUUUUUGUGGCAGCGCCGUUGA